UAGUAGUCGAUCGGUUUAUUGGAUAUCAUACAAAUAAUUUUUUUUUUAAACACAAUUUUAAAAGUAGCAUCGUUCAGUCCCAAGAUUUUAUCCGCUCUCAAUAGAUAUUUCGUUACAGCAAAAAUUGUUUCAAAAUGAUUGGAGUGCUUGUCAAUAAAACGUCUCUGAGCCUUGUCGCUGGCUUGGCCAGCGUCGCAUUUGUCGGCUAUUGCGUUUAUUUCGACAGCAAGCGCCGCAACCACCCCGAAUUCAAGAAAAAGCUCUACGAGCGUCGUCGUCGCAAUCGGAAGCCCGAUCAGCACGAAGGUGUGCCCAUCUUGACCGAUCAGCGCUCUAUCGAGCGCUACUUUAUGCAGGAAAUCCACAAGGGCGAACUUCUAAUCACCGAGGGAAACUUCGAGCGAGGAGCCGAUCAUCUGAUGAAUGCGAUCGUCGUCUGCAACAAGCCUGGCAAGCUGCUCAGUGUGCUGCAGUCUACUCUACCGGUAGAGGUUUUCUCUCUGCUCGUUUACAAGUUGAACAAUUACAAUAUGAACGCCCAGAGGCAGACAAGUAUAAAUGAUAAUUUAAUGACUGGACUCGUUGCUGACGACGGAAGUGUGGAAUAGCCCAUCCAAAUCGUCGACAAUUUAAGCUCCCAAAUUCCUGUUCGUUUACUCUUUCAACAUUACAGUUAAUACGUUUCAUCAAUUAUACAUACAUAUAUGUAUAUAUA
Messenger RNA from Drosophila navojoa, 715 nucleotides. It is a transcript of the gene tomboy20, whose product is annotated as mitochondrial import receptor subunit tomboy20. The record is from RefSeq and is a predicted model, not a curated record. Gene Ontology annotation, biological process: intracellular protein transport; protein targeting; tRNA import into mitochondrion. Gene Ontology annotation, molecular function: transmembrane protein transporter activity. Gene Ontology annotation, cellular component: mitochondrial outer membrane translocase complex. Lineage: Eukaryota; Metazoa; Arthropoda; Insecta; Diptera; Drosophilidae.